This is a messenger RNA of Cryptococcus deneoformans JEC21, 789 nucleotides long. RefSeq lists its product as hypothetical. NCBI's taxonomy places the organism in Eukaryota, Fungi, Basidiomycota, Tremellomycetes, Tremellales, Cryptococcaceae. Bases 40 to 729 code for a protein of 229 amino acids. The record is from RefSeq and is a predicted model, not a curated record. The transcript is spliced from 3 exons.
CUCUCCUUCCUCCGAUCACCAAUACGCACAUUGUUCACAAUGACUUCUUCAACAAAGAACAUAUUGUCGAGGCUAGCACCAUAUGGUGCUUGUGAUGUUGCAGACGCACUUACUAAACUCAAGCACCCCGCAGGCGGUUUUCUCUCCGGCUUGAAGCUUCGAGGCCCUGACCAGAACACGAAGAUUAUUGGUCGAGCCCAUACCGUCCUCUUCCGUGCAAACUCAGUGGCGCCGCAGAAGAAAGGAUUCAAGGGGCACUAUAUCGACAGCGUCGUCCCAGGCUCUGUCCUCUUUAUGUCCGCACCUGCCCAUUUACACAAUGCCAUCUACGGCGGGCUCAUGUCAAUGAGAGCCAAGUCUUUAGGUGCUGUGGGUACAAUCGUUGAUGGCCGUCUGCGAGAUCUCGCCGAGCAUCGUCGCAUGAACUAUCCAGUCUUUUCUCGAGACGUGGGUAUCACGGCUGGCCAGGAGGUCUGUUAUUCUUCCGAGAUCAAUGUCCCAGUGCCUUUGCGAUCCCCCCACCAACCUGAUGUCUGGAUUAACCCAGGAGACAUCAUCGUUGGCGAUGAAAACGGUGUUGCUUGUAUUCCCCAGGAUUUGGAAGAUGAGGUUGCAAACCUAAUACCUUUGCUUGCUGAAAGGGACAGGCUUUCCAUGGAGGAUUUGAUUACUGGCAUGAAGGCCGAAGAUGUUUUCCGCAACCGUCGUGGCGCUUCCUCUACCAAAUAACAUUAGAAACAUCGAGUUAUAACUACUCUAUUGGAUAUAUAUGGCAUGAUGGAUACAUGG